Molecule: messenger RNA, 948 nt
Organism: Cyanidioschyzon merolae strain 10D
Lineage: Eukaryota; Rhodophyta; Bangiophyceae; Cyanidiales; Cyanidiaceae
Product: chorismate mutase
Exons: 1
Coding region: 1-948 (315 amino acids)
Biological process (GO): aromatic amino acid biosynthetic process; chorismate metabolic process
Cellular component (GO): cytoplasm
Molecular function (GO): chorismate mutase activity
Source: RefSeq, a predicted model, not a curated record
AUGUUCCUGAACGUUCAAGUCUGUGCCCGUUCGGUUACUCCCAAGCCGGCAGCGUCUCUCGCAUUGCUCGUUUUGCAGUCUCAGCGAGGGCCUCUCCCUGCAGACGCCGCACGGUGUCGGCGUCAGUUUCCGACCUCGCAAACGAGGGUCUGUCGCUUGCGAAUGGCCUCACCAGUGAAGAAGCUCAACUUGGAGGAUCUUAGAACGAAACUCAUACGUCAGGAGGAGACCAUCAUCUUCGCGCUGAUAGAGAGAGCGCAAUUCAAACACAACGCAGUAAUCUACGAGAAAAAUGGGCCGCUGUUUCGCAUACCGGGCUUUACCGGCUCAUUCCUCGACUAUCUUCUGGUGGAGACUGAACGACUACACGCCAAAGUGCGGCGCUACACAGCCCCUGACGAGCACGCCUUCUUCCCAAACCAGUUACCGCAACCGAUACUCCCGCCGUUGGACUACGAGCAGGUGCUCCAUCCGAACGACAUCAAUGUGAAUCACAAAAUCAUGCAAGUCUACGUCCACGAGAUCGUCAACCGCCUCACAGAAGAGGGCGACGAUCUCAACUAUGGCUCAUCCUGCGUGAAUGAUGUGGCCUGCCUACAGGCUUUGAGUAAGCGCAUUCAUUACGGAAAAUUCGUAGCCGAGGCCAAGUACCAAGCCAAUAAGGAACAGUAUCAACCUCUAAUCGAGCGACGCGAUGCGGCCGCUAUUGAGCAGCUGCUCACGGAUCGGGCGGUUGAAGAGAAGCUGCUGCGACGAAUCGAGAUGAAAGCCGCCACCUACGGCCGAGAGGUCGAGGUUGGUCAACUCCAACGAUGGCGCACGGGAUCGGAUCGGUUUGGUGACGAGGUCCAGCAGUUUCCACACCUGUUAGCGAACAUCUAUGAACAUUAUGUCAUACCGCUGACAAAAGAGGUUGAGGUUUUGUAUAUGCUGCAGCGAUGGCCCUAG